This is a messenger RNA of Aspergillus homomorphus CBS 101889, 1227 nucleotides long. RefSeq names its product isopenicillin N synthase family dioxygenase. Gene Ontology annotation, molecular function: dioxygenase activity. Bases 151 to 1227 code for a protein of 358 amino acids. The transcript is spliced from 2 exons. NCBI's taxonomy places the organism in Eukaryota, Fungi, Ascomycota, Eurotiomycetes, Eurotiales, Aspergillaceae. The record is from RefSeq and is a predicted model, not a curated record.
AGCGGAUAAGUACAGUAGUGAUCUCACUGCUUUCCACAUGGCCUUCUCCUCCUCUGCCACGUCUUCUGCAGUACUCAUAAACAUAUCAAGCGAUCGAUGCUCAUCUUCUCGUCUCGUUAAUAUCCAUCCAGGUCAGAUCCUGAAGUCUUUAUGCCUGAACUCAACAUGGAAGGCAACCUGCCCAAGCAGCAGUGCCAACCUGUAACCACGGCGAUCGAGAAAGACGACCUGGUGAUUCCUAUCAUCGACUUCGGGCCCUUCCUGCAUGGAACCCCGGCCGACAAGCAUGAAGUCGCCAUGUCCGUCGUACACGCCUUCAAGACCUCCGGCUUCCUCUACCUCAAGGAUCACGGCGUGCCACCAUCCGUGGUUAGCCACGUCUUUAGCUCGUCCGCCCGUUUCUUCGCGCGGCCCCAGGGUCAGAAAGACAGCCUGUGCUGGACGACUCCACAGGCGAACCGUGGUUAUGUGAAGACGGGCCAAGAGAAGCUCAGCACGGUGGAUGACGUCCCAGCUGCUUCUGGCGAUGCACGCAGCAUCCCGGAUCUCAAGGAGACCAUGGAGAUCGGCCGGGAAGGCGUGGACGGUCUUCCCAACCGCUGGCCCGAUCAUCUCGACGCCGAGGGCCAGGACUUCAAGGCGGUGAUGCUGUCAUUCUUCGACAUGUGCAAGGCGCUACACACCGAGGUGAUGCGGGCUAUCGCGCUGGGCAUGCAUCUGCCGGAGCACUAUUUCGACUCGUACGUCGACGCCGGCGACAACAACCUGCGCUUACUGCAUUAUCCGGCCGUCGAUAAGAGCGUCUUCAAGAGUAAUCCGCUGCAGGUGCGUGCGGGCGAGCACAGCGAUUACGGCUCCAUCACCCUGCUCUUCCAGGAUGGGUGCGGCGGACUCCAGGUUCGUAGCCCCAGGGGCACCUUUGUGGACGCGGUCCCCGUUGCCGAUACCGUGGUCGUCAACGCGGGGGACCUGCUGGCCCGUUGGUCGAAUGAGACCAUUAAGAGCACUAGACACCGCGUUGUAGAGCCUCCCAAGGUGGUCGACGGCGAGGAUGACUCGUCCGGCGUGUAUCCGGAUCGCUACAGCAUCGCAUACUUUUGCAAUCCCAAUAAUGACCAGUUGAUUGAAGCUAUCCCGGGCACCUACGGAGAGGAUAUCCGCCCGCUGAAGUACCCUGGAAUCACGGCAGGUGACUACCUGGUCCAGCGGCUCACAGCAACCUACUGA